GGUCGUGGCGGUGGCGGGACUGGUUUGAAGCUGCACUGGUUGGCGAAACAUGUCUCAGGAAAGCGCGGCCCCGGCGAGCGCUGUUCCUCUGGAAGAAUUAAGUAGCUGGCCGGAGGAGCUGUGCCGCCGGGAACUGCCGUCUGUCCUGCCCCGGCUCCUUUCUAUGUAUCAGCAUUCUGACAACUGGAUCGAGCAUAUUCAAAUUCUGAAAAUUAUUGUGGAGAUGUUUUUACCUCAUAUGAACCACCUGACGCUGGAAGAGACUUUCUUCUCACAAGUGCUGCCAAAGACUGUGAAAUUAUUUGAUGACAUGAUGUACGAGUUAACCAGUCAAGCCAGAGGACUAUCAAGCCAUAAUUUAGAAAUCCAGACCACUCUAAGGAAUAUUUUACAAACAAUGGUUCAGCUCUUAGCAGCUCUUACAGGAUGUGUUCAGCAUAUCUGUGUCACACAGGAAUCCAUCAUUCUAGAAAACAUUCAUAGUCUUCCCUCCUCAGUCCUACAUGUAAUCAAAAGUACAUUUGUACAUUGUAAGGAUAGUGAAUCUGUCUAUUCUGGGCAUUUACACCUAGUUUCAGACCUUCUCCAGGCUCUUUUCAAGGAGGCCUAUUCUCUUCAAAAGCAGCUAAUGGAAUUACUGGAUAUGGUUUGCAUGGACCCUUUAGUAGAUGAAAAUGAUGAUAUUUUGAAUAUGGUAAUAGGUAAGUGAGAAAACUUCCUAUUUAGUAUGUGACAUAUGUUGACUAAACUGUAUAUCCAUUAAAUUAUUGAACCCAACAUUGUUUCUAACGCUUCAUGGUAUUUUACUCACUCAUUAUGUAUAAAAAAAUUUAAAUCCUACCUGAUAAAUUUUUAAUCUU
Messenger RNA from Leptonychotes weddellii (Weddell seal), 860 nucleotides. The record is from RefSeq and is a predicted model, not a curated record. Lineage: Eukaryota; Metazoa; Chordata; Mammalia; Carnivora; Phocidae.